Messenger RNA from Diaporthe batatas, 4711 nucleotides. RefSeq lists its product as uncharacterized. Lineage: Eukaryota; Fungi; Ascomycota; Sordariomycetes; Diaporthales; Diaporthaceae. Gene Ontology annotation, molecular function: protein binding. The record is from RefSeq and is a predicted model, not a curated record. The coding region runs from base 252 to 1637 and encodes 461 amino acids. The transcript is spliced from 2 exons.
CUUGGUUGGCUAGCUCGACACAUCGUCAUCGGGAGGCCUGACUGACUGACUGACUGACUGACUGAAGGACGGACUGAGAUUACAUUGCCACUGCCACUGCGUAUCAGGGAUAGGAUAGUAUCAUCUACCUAGGCAGCAAGUGCGAGUUUGGAACACGUGCGGGGGCUUGCUGGGGUGCUCUAGUAAGUUGGGUAUCUUGCCUUGUCCUGUUCAAGCUUGAGACCGAGUAGGCGGGCAGGCGGGCAUUGUUGAUGAUUGUUGUUUGGCCCAGACACACACUCAGUCGUCGGAAUCAUACAGAGUACGAGGACUCAACAUCAGUCCGGCUGGACUCAUCGCCUCUCUCAGACACAAUCACCAUCAUCACCCUACGAUUCCGACUGUCUGUCUCACUGCACCCGGCAUACUUACCUAGGUACCCAUAUUCAUCGUCACUCACCAUGGGCUUCACCUCGUCUCUCAAAUCCAACAACCCCUUCCGCCACCACUCGUCCAGCAACACCAGCAACAACGUGGACGACGUGCCCCCACCAGCAGGCCCGCCCCCCUCCUACGGCGGCGGCGGCGGCGGCGGCGGAUCCAAAACCGCAUCCGGACCCGGAACGGGUGACUACGCCCCGCCCCCGGGACCACCGCCCUCAUACGGCGACUUCGCACCACCACCAGGACCCCCUCCCUCCCACGACAGCAAAGGCAAAGAUAAAGAUGACGACGACUUUGCCCCGCCCCCCGGCCCCCCUCCCCCCCAGCACAACUGGCAGGACGCCGUCCCCGACACGUCGGGCUUCCCGCCGCCGCCGGCCCUCUUCUCGGGCUGGGACCAGUCGCCCGCGACCAACGCGAGCGAGGGCCAGGCCGAGGCGGGCGAGGCGUGGUGCGCGCGGUGGCCGCUCUCGGCGCCGCUCGACCUCUCCCGGCCCGACACCGCGGGCCUGCGCGACAGCAACAUCGUGCCGCGGCUGAUGGCGCCCCCCGCGAACCUCUUUGCCAAGGUCGGGAGCACCCUCGCGCAGAACCCGUCCGGGCCGGGGGGCUCGUGGUCGCUGCGGACGGGCGGGCGGAGCGGCGACUGCUGUGUCCUGGGGUACCCGCUUGUGUAUCUCGUGCAGCGGGAUAGCCCGCUUGCCACGGGCAGGCCGGCGACGGUGUACUUUGAGGUUUAUGUGCGGGAGCUGGGGGGGGAUGCCGGGCUUGCGGUUGGGUUUGCCGCGUUGCCUUAUCCUGUUUUUCGCAUGCCAGGCUGGCACCGCGGCAGCCUGGCGGUGCACGGCGACGACGGGCACAGGUUCAUCAACGACCGGUGGGGCGGCAAGGACUUCACGCGGCCGUUCCAGAAGGGCGAGGUCGUGGGCAUCGGCAUGACGUUCAGCCCUGGCUUGGGCGCGGGCGCCACAACGACAACAUCCCCUUCCCCCGACGGCAAGGGGGGCACCGUCAUCGAGACGGAGGUCUUCUUCACGCGCAACGGCAGGCUCGACGGCCGCUGGGACCUGCACGAGUCGCUCGACGCCGAGGCCGACCUCCCCGUCACGGGGCUCGAGGGCUACCACGACCUGUCCGUCGCAGUGGGCACGUUCGGGCUCGUCGGCGCCGAGGUCGUGCUUGACCCGCGGGGGUGGGCUUACAGGCCGUGCUAAGGGGGGUUAGGUGGGUAGGUUGUUUGGGUGUGCGCUACGUGUUUUCGGUGCUGCUCGGGGGUUUCACGGUGUUGGAGGGGAAUGGGUGGAUGGAUGGAUGUGGGGGUUUUGUGUCUGUGUGUGUGUGUGUGUAUUGGGCCGGCUGGAGGGAGGGGGUGAACUACUUGCUUACUCAGGGUCUCUUGAGUGUCUGCUGAAUGGAUGAUAUCACGUUUAUUUGUGUAACUAUGUGUUGCUGGUAGAUACUUUUUUCGGGACCGGAUCGAUUGGUAUCACUGGGUGCUGGCUGACUGGCGAGAGUGAUGCACACCUGUGAGGAAGGACGGAUAGUAACCGGCCCUCUGUUAUAGGCAUGAAUCCUGCAUCAUGAGGUCCCCCUGAGAGGAAGAUGACCAAGAUCAAGACCCUUUGAAGUCGUUGAUCCAUGAGGCUCGAGUUGUUGACGUAUUUGCCCCCGCCCCUCUCCCGGGCUGUUUUCUCACCACCAUACUAAUCUGAUCGAGUCACUAAAUGAGUUUGUGACGGCCUGGCCAGGGCUAGCUGGGGUGAGCAACGAGGUAUGAGGGAGGGGUCGAGUGUUCAGAGCAGCGGGUUGAGUUGAUUAGCGAGGAACCUGGAGGCGCCGUUUGGCGAAUACUCGCUCACACCCUGACAUUGUUUCGCUGACAUGGUUUCAUCUGCAAUUACAAGUUGGCUCGGUUGUAUUUGACUGUCAAGACCUCCGCACUGUAUCGCAUCCGUUGAAAACUCCAUGGACCUGCUUCCGUGCAGUUGCCCUGGGAGAAGACGACCUACUCAGCCUCUCCACCCUUCUUCCUCUUCCGGCUCUCCCUGAUGGCCUCCCUCCGGUUAUGCUCCUUCUUCCUCUCCCAGCCGCUCUUGGACGUGAUGACCGCACCCCCGGCCCUCCGCGCCUCCACCCCCCGCGUCUUGAGCUUCUUCCUGUCCUCCUUCCUGACGUCCGGCAGCGCGUCCAGCAGCGCCCUCAGGACCCGCGACUCCCCCUUGCCGGCCUGCCGCUCGCUCAUGGCGAUGACGUUGGCAAACGUCUUGAUGUACGGCAUGUCGUCCUUGGUGUACAGCGUGACCGCGACGCCGCCCUCGCGGCCGGCGCGCCCCGUCCGCCCGGCCCGGUGCACGUACGCCGCCGCGCUCGUGGGGACGUCGUAGUUGACCACGCCGUUGACGCCCGCGAAGUCGACGCCCCGCGCCAGCACGUCCGUCGUGAUGAGGACCCAGACCUCGCCGAGGCGGAAGCGCCGCAUGAUGGCCGCGCGCGCGGCGUCCGGCAGCGACGAGUGCAGCACCGCCACGCGCGCCGAGCCGCCCGCCUCGAGCGGGAUGUCGUACCGCAGCUCGUCGUGCAGCGCGGUCGCGCGCUCGAUCGUCUGCGUGAAGACGAUGAAGGGGGGGCGGAGGGGGGGCCCGUCCUCGGAGGAGGAGGACCCGGGGGCCGGGCGGAGGAGCUGCCGCAGCGCGUAGAGCUUGCCCGGCUCCGUGGCCGUGUAGGUCAGCCUGUGCGUCACGUUCGGCACGGCUGUGUCCUUGAGCCCGACGACCAGGCGCACGAGGGGCUUGGGCGCCAUGCCCCGCUGUUUGUGGUGGGACCUUAGCUGCUCUGUUGCGAGCGUCUCGAUGUUGGACCCCAUGGUCGCGGACCAGAAGGUCAGGUGGAGGUCUGGGCUGGUGCAGGCCUGCCAGAUGCCCAUGGUCUGGUCCCGGAACAGCUCGUCCAGGAGGACGUCGGCCUCGUCCAGGAUCAGCGACCUGACGGACGGGAUGGUGCGCUUCAGUUUCCCUUUGUUGAGGAAGUUGAGCAGGAGCAUGGGCGUCGUCACGAGUAUGUCGGCUUUUGUGACCGGCUUCGUCGAGUCGUCCUCGUCGCUUCCCGAGUCAGAGUCCUCCUCCUCUUCACUCUCUUCAGAAGACUCGUUUUCGCUGUCCUUGUCCUCGGGCUCGGCAUCCUCCGUGACGAUUCGCAUGCCCUUUUUCAUGAGUAUUACUUUGACACCCGUGCCCGCGGUCAGCUUGAGGCCCUCGUUGUGGAUCUGGUUCGCCAGUUCCCUCGUUGGCGCCACGAUGACCGCCUCCAGGUUAUGCAGCUUGCGCUCCUCGGAGCCAGCCCGCCUCUUCAUUAUGCUGUUUAUGGCAGGGAUCAAGAAGCUGACAGUCUUGCCGCUGCCGGUGGGAGCCACCCCCAUAAAGUCAACCGCUUCCGCUGAUGUAUCCUCGCCCAAGGAGUUUCCGAGGGCACGCGCAGAAUCAAGCAGGAGAGGCAGGCCGGCCAUCUGCACUUCUGUCGGUUCCCGGUAUCCCUGCGCAUCGAUGUUGUCCGCCAGCCGGGGCGAAAUGUGGUAGGUAGACCUCAGCUCGCUGAAUCUCUGCAGUGGCUGUGGGAACAGCUGUUUCUUCUCUGGCUUGACCUCCUUGGCCGAUGCCUUGGCCUUCUUCUUGCUCUUCUUGACCUUUGACUUCUUGUCCGCCCCCGCCGACAGGAGUGUGAACUUCAAGCGAUGCGACCGCAGGAUCUGCUUGCACUCGUCCUCGUCCAAGAGUUUCGCCUUCGGUAACGGCUUGGGCUUCUGCGGUGCUUUGGGCUGGGUGGGAGCCUUCUUGGUGCCUUUCGUGGGUUCCUUGUGGGCGAAGAAGUCCAGGCUGCUGGUGUCGUCGUCGUUGUCGUCGUCGUCACUUUCUUCUUCGCCGCCUUGGUCUGCCCUCUUUCUCUUGGUGCCCCUCGUUGAUCCAACAUCGUCAUGGUAGAAUUGUGCGUUCGCCCGACUCCCAGCUGAAGGGAGUGCGCCGCCAGCCGCUGGCUUUCCGCCUUUCCUCACAGUCGUGCCAAGCGACAAUGCCCUAAAGAUAUCCAUGUUGCGCCGUGGGCAGCCCUCUGGGGACUUGCGACAAGAAUCGAGUUCGGUGUUGUGCCGGAUGAAGCUGAUCCAAGGCUAGUUACCGGUCGUAUUUCGCCGAGUAGGGUCGCAGGAGAGAUUUGCGAGGGCUGGACCAGCUAUUUCAGGUCCGUCUGCGACAUCGUACUCUGUAGGGAGGGUUUAUCGCCCUCCUGCAAAUGAUGC